Molecule: messenger RNA, 515 nt
Organism: Staurois parvus
Lineage: Eukaryota; Metazoa; Chordata; Amphibia; Anura; Ranidae
Source: the annotation of a GenBank genome assembly
UGGCCAUCCACAUGUUUUGUCUGUGGACAUCUCUGGUCAUUUCCUGUCCGCAGUCUCUGAUCAUUUCCUGUCCGCAGUCUCUGGUCAUUUCCUGUCCGCAGUCUCUGGUCAUUUCCUGUCCGCAGUCUCUGGUCAUUUUCUGUCCGCAGUCUCUGGUCAUUUCUGUCCGCAGUCUCUGGUCAUUUUCUGUCCGCAGUCUCUGGUCAUUUCCUGUCCGCAGUCUCUGGUCAUUUCCUGUCCGCAGUCUCUGGUCAUUUCCUGUCCGCAGUCUCUGGUCAUUUCCUGUCCGCAGUCUCUGGUCAUUUCCUGUCCGCAGUCUCUGGUCAUUUCCUGUCCGCAGUCUCUGGUCAUUUCCUGUCCGCAGUCUCUGGUCAUUUCCUGUCCGCAGUCUCUGGUCAUUUCCUGUCCGCAGUCUCUGGUCAUUUCCUGUCCGCAGUCUCUGGUCAUCCUCCUUACUGUGUCCGCAGUCUCUGGUCAUCUCCUGUACUGUGUCCGCAGUCUCUGGUCAUCUCCUG